This is a messenger RNA of Acomys russatus (golden spiny mouse), 1565 nucleotides long. RefSeq names its product matrix metallopeptidase 12 (gene Mmp12). The record is from RefSeq and is a predicted model, not a curated record. Gene Ontology annotation, molecular function: zinc ion binding; metalloendopeptidase activity. The transcript has 10 exons. The coding region runs from base 54 to 1457 and encodes 467 amino acids. Gene Ontology annotation, biological process: proteolysis; extracellular matrix organization; collagen catabolic process. Gene Ontology annotation, cellular component: extracellular matrix. NCBI's taxonomy places the organism in Eukaryota, Metazoa, Chordata, Mammalia, Rodentia, Muridae.
CAGACAGAGAGCAGAUUGAAGAGCUGGCCUCUGCUGAAAGGCACCAGGGCACAAUGAAGUUUCUCAUGCUGAUUGCGGUCUUACAGGUAUCUGCCUCCAGGGCCGACUCUGUAGACCCUGUGAAGGAGGCAGAGUUUGCUAAAAGGUACUUGACACACUUUUAUGGCUUUGAAGAUGACAGAAGUCCAAUGGCAAAAACAAAAACAAAAACCAACAGAAACUUUCUAGAAGAAAAAAUCCAGGAAAUGCAGGAGUUCUUUGGGCUAGAAGCAACUGGGCAACUGGACACCCCAACCCUCAGGAUAAUGCACACUCCUCGAUGUGGAAUGCCAGAUGUACAGCAUCUUAGAACAGUGCCCUGGAGGUCAAGGUGGACGAAACGUCACCUCACCUACAGGAUCUUUAAUUACACUCCUGACAUGAAGCGUGAGGAUGUUGACUACAUAUUUCAGAAAGCUUUUCAAGUCUGGAGUGAUGUGACGACUCUGAAAUUCAGAAAGAUUUACAAAGGCCAGGCUGACAUUAUGAUACUUUUUGCAUAUGGAGCUCAUGGAGACUACAGUUCUUUUGAUGGCAGAGGUGGUACCUUAGCCCAUGCUUUUUACCCUGGACCCGGUAUUCAAGGAGAUGCACAUUUUGAUGAGGCAGAAACCUGGACCAAAAGUUACCAAGGCACAAACCUGUUUCUUGUUGCUGUUCAUGAGCUUGGCCAUUCCUUGGGGCUCCAGCACUCCAAUAAUCCACAGUCAAUAAUGUACCCCACCUACAGGUAUCUUGACCCCAACGCAUUUCGCCUCUCUACUGACGACAUACGUAACAUUCAGUACCUCUAUGGAGCCCCAGUGAGAAACCUACCCUCAGCAAAUCCUGGCACUCCACUGUCAACUGUCUGUCACCAAAGUUUGAGCUUUGAUGCUGUCACAACAGUGGGAGAUAAAAUCUUUUUCUUUAAAGACCGAUUCCUCUGGUGGAAGCUGCCUGGGAGUUCAGCCACCAACGUUACCUCAAUUUCUUCCAUGUGGCCAAGCAUCCCAUCUGGUAUUCAAGCUGCUUAUGAAAUCGAAGGCAGAAACCAACUUUUUCUUUUUAAAGAUGACAAGUACUGGUUGAUUACCGACCUAGUGCCGCAGCCACACUACCCCAGAAGCAUCUAUUCUCUGGGCUUCCCUGAGUCCGUGAAGAAGAUCGAUGCAGCUGUCUUUGACCCAUUUCGCCUUAAGGUCUACUUCUUUGUAGAUAAACAAUAUUGGAGGUAUGAUGUGAAACAAUACCUCAUGGACCCUGCUUACCCGAAACUGAUUUCCUCACAAUUCCCAGGAGUUAUGCCUAACGUCGACGCAGUCUUCUAUUACAAAAGCCACUACUACUUUUUCCAAGGAAUCUACCAGUUGGAAUAUGACCCCUUCUUGCAUCAUGUCACCAAAAAGCUGAAAAGUACGAGCUGGCUUGGUUGUUAGGAGUGCUUUCCAGUUCUUCUGUUUCAUAAGUACUUACUACAUAUGCACUGUAUGCUCAGGGUGUACCUACACACCAGUAAUGUAACAUGAAAUAAGGUGAGGUGUCCA